AUGGCUCCAAAGAAGAACCAAAACUCUUUGAUCCAAAAGGCUACCGAGAUUGCCACCGUUGUUGGUUUAUCAUCCACCGAGGGCAAGAUCGAGAAUACAACUACGACAAACGGCUCAAGCUCCUCAGGCUCGGAAGAGAUCGACUCCAAAUCUCAAGCCUUCACCACAUUGCCGGUUAUGGUGGUUGAUGCGACUUCCGUGGAUGAGCAAUUGGCGCACUUGGCCCAAGCAGUAGCCAAUCUUCAAAAAAUAGUCGAAGACAAAGACAUGAAAAUCGCUCAAUUAAUGGAUAAGUUGGAACAGUCAGAGGUUGGGGAGUUUAGCCCGAAGCACGAAUCCUACCCGCUUCGUGACGAGAAGGCAAAGCAAGUUGAAGAAGCACAUCCCAAGCCGGACUUCGUGCAAGGUGCCACUCAUUCUUCGAUGUCUGUUGCCACGCUAUCUGUUCAACAAUUGCAAGAGAUGAUUGCCAAUACUAUCAAAGCGCAAUAUGGCGGACCAUCUCAAGUCUCACCCAUGUACUCAAAGCCGUACACUAAGCGGAUCGAUGCAUUGAGGAUGCCAGCGGGGUACCAACCCCCAAAACUUCAACAAUUCGACGGAAAGGGGAACCCCAAGCAACAUAUUGCUCAUUUUAUCGAAACUUGCAACAAUGCGGGGACUAACGGCGAUCUCUUGGUGAAACAAUUCGUAAGAUCACUCAAGGGAAAUGCUUUCGAUUGGUAUGUCGAUUUGAAACCCGAGUCCAUCAACAGUUGGGAAGAGAUGGAACAUGAAUUCUUGAAUCGCUUCUACAGCACGCGUCGUACUGUGAGUAUGAUCGAGCUUACCAAUGCGAAGCAGUGGAAAGAUGAACCGGUUGUGGAUUACAUCAACCGUUGGCGUGCACUAAGCCUAAAUUGCAAGGAUAAGUUAUCGGAAGUGUCGGCGAUUGAGAUGUGUAUCCAAGGGAUGCAUUGGGGGCUUCUCUACAUCUUACAGGCGAUUAAGCCUCGAAAUUUUGAAGAAUUGGCUACGCGUGCCCAUGAUAUGGAGUUGAGUAUCGCAAACCAUAAGAGUGCACUCCCGCUAGAUGGUCAAAAAGGGGAAAGAAAGGAUUUUAAGAGAAACGAAAAAUUCUCUAAAACUUCUACCAAGGAGUCAAUGGCCAUAAAAGCAGUGGGUUUGAAAAUUCCUUCGAAGAACGAAGAUGACAAAACCGGUGAACAUCGAAUAUCAAACGAUAGACGUCGACCCACGUUGAAGGAAAUGCAAGAGAAAGAAUACCCUUUUCCGGAAUCGGACGUCUCCCAUAUCUUUGAUGAGCUGUUGGCAAGGAAAUUAAUUGACUUGCCGGAACCAAAACGGCCCGAAGAAGUAGGAAUGAUGGAUGACCCAAAGUAUUGCAAGUACCAUCGAGUUGUUGGCCAUCCCAUAGGAAAAUGCUUCGUGGUCAAAGAGAAGAUCAUGAGACUCGCGAGAGAUGGCAAAAUAAUACUAGAUACUGAAGAUGUUGCCUACUCGAAUGUUACAAGUGUCACUUCACUCUCAAGCGACACAUGCCCCGCAUCGAACACCCAAAAAUGCCCGCCUGCACCUACGAAGAAAGUGUCUGCAUUUCAAUUUGGGAGUUUGGAACCACAAUUGAUAAGGGCUUUAUUUCACGAGGAGAAAGUCAUACACGAGGAAAACCCCAUCUCUGCUAUUGAGGAUGAGGGAGAAUGGAUUCUAGUGACACGUCGGCAGAGACAGAGGGGACGUGUUGACAAACUUCAUGUAAUGCCAUCACGAAACCCACAGCCAAUAAAAUACAUUCACCAUGCCAAAUCGAACAAAGGCUCAAAGGUGAGUGAUGAUGCUUCAAGAAAAUCUUACGGAAGUUCGGUUCACAAGCACGUGACUUUGAAAGAGUUCUUUCCGAAAGAGUUUUUCAUGCAAAAAGUUGAAAGAGCAUACGUUAAUUCGGAUGAGAGAGACCAUCAACAUUAUAUUCCUUGUUGUGCUGCUAUGACUUUCACGGACGAUGACUUGUUGUUGGGAUCUAAACCUCACAAUCGUCCGCUCGUAGAUGGAGGGUCAGCUGUCAAUAUCUUACCAAAAUCCACCAUGAGACAGUUGGGGAUUGCUACCGAAGAUUUGUCUCGCAGUCGCCUUACUAUUCAAGGAUUUAACCAAGAAGGCCAAAGAGCUAUUGGGAUGGUUCGUUUAGACCUCACAAUUGAAGAGCUAGCGGCAAGUACACUAUUCCAUGUGAUUGAUGCAAGAACCUCUUAUCACUUGUUAUUAGGAAGGCCAUGGCUUCACGAAAAUGGAAUUGUCCCAUCUACCCUUCAUCAAUGCUUCAAAUACCUGAGGAAUGGAGAAAUGAUGAAGGUCGAUGCUAAUGCGAAGCCCUUUACUGAGGCAGGAUCACACUUUGCGGAUGCCAAAUUGUAUCUAGAGUCAAACCUGAAAUGCGAAACGGUGAUUUCAAAGGCACCGGUAUGUCACCCUAUUAAUGGAAGUCAUAUGGAACUCGUACCGACGAAGAUCGGUUGCACAAAGGACGAGAAGGUGGCCACUUCAGUUGAAGCUCCGAUGAGCAAAAAUGACGGGGCUGUGAGGAAACUGAAUUUGCCAGUGUUUCGUUGCGCUCCUCAAUCACGCAGAGGAAGCCAAAUUUUGUUCAUUGAGUGCACCACAUUGUUAGAGGAUGGACAAGAACGACCGAAGGAGCAAGAGCCAAGCCAUUGCCACCUCAUUAGGGAAGGUUUAAUCAUGCCUAUUAUCGACUUAGGUCCAUUGGCGCGUAAGCAGACGCAUGAUGUUGUACCCCAGUCUCAAUGGCCUAGGGAGGCGUAUGAUCCAAGAUCAUAUAAUUUAUUAGCUAAGUCUGGUUACAACUUCUCUAAUCCAUCUCGGCUAGGCGAACUAAAACCUGGGUUGACGGGCGAAAAGAUUCAUGGGUUAAAUGAAACACAAAGGACGUUAAGGAGACAAGGUUUUCGCGUUAAUCAACCCAGAGUCGGUUUGGGAUUCACACCCAUCGAGCCGGUUAGAAUUCGCGUUUCAAGGAAAGGAGAGUGCGCCAACGUCCAUCAUAUCACCAUAAAGGGGGUUGGAAAUCAAAAGAAAACUAGCGGUCGCAUUUCUGCUUUUGAUCGAAUUGGGGCUCCUACCACCCAAUCUUCUGUCUUUGAAAGAAAGACUUGA
Molecule: messenger RNA, 3171 nt
Organism: Erythranthe guttata (spotted monkey flower)
Lineage: Eukaryota; Viridiplantae; Streptophyta; Magnoliopsida; Lamiales; Phrymaceae
Source: RefSeq, a predicted model, not a curated record